Messenger RNA from Candoia aspera, 1563 nucleotides. RefSeq names its product transmembrane protein 138 (gene TMEM138). Gene Ontology annotation, cellular component: cilium. The record is from RefSeq and is a predicted model, not a curated record. Bases 335 to 823 code for a protein of 162 amino acids. The transcript has 5 exons. Lineage: Eukaryota; Metazoa; Chordata; Lepidosauria; Squamata; Candoiidae.
GCUGCACUUCCGGGCGUGCUGGCUCCGGCGCCUCCUCCGGAGGGCUGCUGCGCUAUCGCCAUGGGGACCGAUUGUGGCGGCGCGAGGUGAUUGUCCGCGGGGCGCUAGCCCUGCAUUGUUUGCUCUGGUUUCUCCGUCUUACUCAACGCGGGUCUGUAUUCGAUUCCAGAGAAGGGAGCGCUUGACUUCUAUGACAGAGCUCGCACCCUCCGGUUGAAGUGAGCUUGCGUUACCUGCUGAUUUGAGGAAGCUUGCCUCCUUCGUAACAUGAGUAUGAACUGGUCCUGCUGCCUGGAAUGCAGACUCUGAGGUUCCAGAAUCCUAGGGAAGAAAGAUGCUCCAAACUAGCAAUUAUAGCCUGGUGCUCUCUUUGCAGUUCUUACUGUUGUCCUAUGAUCUCUUUGUCAACUCCUUCUCAGAAUUGCUUCGCAUGGCUCCUGUCAUCCAGCUUGUGCUGUUCAUCAUUCAAGAUAUUACCAUCCUCUUCAAUGUCAUCAUCAUCUUCCUCAUGUUCUUCAACACCUUUGUCUUCCAAGCUGGCCUGGUUAAUCUUCUGUUUCACAAAUUUAAAGGGACUAUUGUCCUGUCAGCAGCAUAUCUUGCUCUGAGUAUAUCUUUUCACGUAUGGGUCAUGAACCACCGCUGGAAAAAUUCAAACCACUUUGUAUGGACUAAUGGGCUGCAGACUCUGUUUGUUUUCCAGAGACUGGUGGCUGUGCUAUAUUACUAUUUCUACAAGAGGACAGCUGUUCAUCUGGGGGACCCGCGUUUCUAUCAAGACUCUCUUUGGUUACGGAAAGAGUUUGCUCAUGUCCGCAGUUGAGAGCUACUUCUGAAUUAUAUCGAGCUGCUGGAAUGUUAGAGACCUUAAUCAGUAUCGUGGAGCAAGUUUUCUUCUCAUAAUUUUCUGAUAUUAAUCUUACAUGAUGAGAUGAUUUAAUCCAUUAUACUAUUCUUCUGUGGAGUCUCUGUCACACAUAACUAUCAGCUUCCAUGCAUCCUCUCAGAUCUGCAUACUGCACUUUCAGGAGUUGGUUGCAACUUCAUUGAGGAAUACCUGAAGUGCCAAAUUGGUUUGGCUGAGAACUCUGAGUAGCAGUGCUGCAGUUUCUUUUUGCAAAUAUUCCCUCAAUCUGUUUGCUCCCUCUGACAAAAGGGUUUCCUGCCUUUAUUAUAGGCAAUGUGAUUAGUUCCAAACCUUUACAGUAGGCAAAUGUAUUCUCAUUGACUUUCAGAUUUUUCUUUUGUACUUAUUUUUUUAUAAGUUAUGAGAAAAUAAAUCUGCCAUUUUGCAAUAACAACAGCGUAACUGUUUUUGUCUAGGACCUAAUAGUAACAGAGGGUUCACGUCAAUUUAAGUUUUGAUGUAAUAUUCCAUGUGCACAUAUUCAUUUUGUUGACCUCAAGUUGAACCACCCAAAUUGUAACAUUGCGUUAUAAUCAGAAUCAGGGAAAGAAGCGUAUUAUUUAACUUGGUUAACUUAUAAUGCCAAGCCAUGAUUUAUUUAGCCUUGGUUGUUUGCAUAAUAUACUGAGGCAAAAAUAAAACGUAUUUUGUCUGAA